AAUAAGUUACUAUUAUUAAAGAUUAAUAAUUUUCUAUUACCUUUUGUCUAUUAUCUUCAACAGUUUUAUUAACAUCAUUACUUCAGAUUGUUUACUUUCAAACACUCUUUACCACUGUGAUAGUUAUGUCAAUAUUAAACACAACCACUGGUUUAAUGCCAAUGGUUCAAAGUGAUAGUAAACAUCAUUUAUUCAACGUAACAUCAGUUCAUCACCAACACCAUGAUUUGAAUCAUCAUUCAACUGACCCACAACAAAUCAUUAAAGCUCAAUCAUCUCAAAUGACUAGUAGUUCUAACCAUGUCAAUAUAGAUUCAAUGAUGAAAAAUUAUUUUCACAUUACGUUUGGAGACACAGUGCUUUUUAAAGGUUGGAGUCUUCAAUCAACAACAGAUGUUUUGAUCGCCUGUACAGUGUUCUUUUUAUUGGCCAUUUUUUACGAAGGACUUAAGAGUCUUCGAGAAUUUUUAUUCAGAAGAGAAGCCAGAUCUGGUAGUUACCAAGUGUCUCUAUAUACCCCAACAAAUGCUUGUCCAGAUGACAUGAUUGCAACCUCGGUCAAUCAAUCCGAUGAACAUCCAACCCCAACACUAAUCAAUUGUUCAAUGUGGUCAAAGGCUCAUUUCUAUCAGUCAUCCCUUCAUGCAAUUCAGGUCACAAUUAGCUAUACACUGAUGCUUGGUUUCAUGACUUUCAACACUUGGAUAUGCCUUUCAAUUUUACUUGGUGCAGGUUUAGGAUACUUCCUAUUCUGCUGGCGUAAACUGACUUUUGUCAACGUUACGGAUCAUUGUAAUUAAUUUUUAAUUGCCUGGAAACCAAAUGGCUAAAAUUGGUAACUGUUGUGAAAAAUUAAAUAACCUUGGUAUUAAAAUUUUUAUUUCAUAUUAAGCAAUGAUUCAGUUGUUUGCCAUAGAAAGAAGUAUCCGCCAAGUCUGAUUGGUCUAUUGCAUCUACAGUGUAAAACAAUUCAGAUUUUAAUCUAGUUUGUAAAAAAAAACAUUGAAGCUCAAAUAAAAUGAAAUCUUUUGAUUCAUCGUCCAACGCCAAAUGAAA
This is a messenger RNA of Tetranychus urticae (two-spotted spider mite), 1056 nucleotides long. RefSeq names its product protein SLC31A2. Lineage: Eukaryota; Metazoa; Arthropoda; Arachnida; Trombidiformes; Tetranychidae. The record is from RefSeq and is a predicted model, not a curated record. Gene Ontology annotation, biological process: copper ion transmembrane transport. Gene Ontology annotation, cellular component: membrane. Gene Ontology annotation, molecular function: copper ion transmembrane transporter activity.